Messenger RNA from Drosophila ananassae, 1412 nucleotides. RefSeq names its product PDZ domain-containing protein GIPC3 (gene kermit). The record is from RefSeq and is a predicted model, not a curated record. Gene Ontology annotation, molecular function: protein binding. Bases 280 to 1305 code for a protein of 341 amino acids. Lineage: Eukaryota; Metazoa; Arthropoda; Insecta; Diptera; Drosophilidae. The transcript is spliced from 2 exons.
AUGCCUGUGACAGACACUCCCCCCAUCCGGUGACACUGUCACCCGGCUUUUAUUUGUCUUUAAUUUGAAGAACUUUCUCUCCUUCAGUUUGUCAAAAUUUGCAGUGUGUAAGAGAUCGUGAAACCAGAUUCCAACCAAAAACCAAACAUCCAGCCCUGUGCCACCGAAUUUCCAUCCAUAUCGGGAUCAAGAGCAAGGUAACUGGCGGCGAUUGAAUCCAACCACUGUCGCUACAUGUCCCACAACUAGACUUCCUCGUCGACCUCCAUCGCUAGAAUCAUGCCGCUCUUCACGAGAAAAAACAACAACAAGCAAGGACCCACCACGGAUGCUGGCCAGUUUGGCAGUCGCUCCUCCAUGAACUCACAGGGAUCCGGUCAGGGGAAUCACAUCACCAACAAUAACAACAACAACAACGGUGUGCCAGAGAAGACGAAGCCACCUCUGGUCUUCCACUGCCAGCUGGCACACGGCAGUCCCACCGGCCUCAUCCACGACUUCUCCAGCGUCCGUGAGCUGUACCAGAAGAUCGCCGAGUGCUUCGACAUCUCCGAGAAGGACAUCCUCUUCUGCACCCUCAACUCGCACAAGGUGGACAUGACCCGGCUGCUGGGCGGCCAGAUCGGCCUGGACGACUUCAUCUUCGCCCAUCGCAAGGGCCGGCCCAAGGAGAUCGAGAUCAUUAAGUCGCAGGACGCCCUGGGACUGACCAUCACGGACAACGGGGCCGGCUAUGCGUUCAUCAAGCGGAUCAAGGAGGACUCGAUCAUCGACCACAUCGAGCACAUCUGCGUGGGCGAUCACAUCGAGAAGCUGAAUGGCCAGAAUAUGGUGGGCAAGCGCCACUACGAGGUGGCCCGCAUGCUCAAGGACAUUCCAACGGGCGGCACAUUCACCCUCCGUCUGGUGGAGCCGGUCCGAAGCGGCUUCCAGGGCAUCGGACCACGGAGUCAGUCGCGUGCCUCUGGCAGUGGAUCGGCCGGUGGAAGGAACUAUGGUAGCGGCAAGGAGACGCUGCGGUUUAAGGCCAAUGGGAAUGCCCAGAUCGAGCCGCAGUUCGACGAGGCGACCGAAGCCGGGAUCGAGGCCAUCAACAACCUGCUAGAAUCCUUCAUGGGCAUCAACGACACGGAGCUGGCGUCGCAGAUCUGGGAACUGGGCGACAACAAGACCAAUUCGAUGGACUUUGCCGAGGCCAUUGACAACUCGGAUCUGGAGUCGUUCGGCUUUACGGACGACUUCAUUAUCGAACUGUGGGGUGCCAUAACGGAUGCCCGGCGCAAGACAGCGACCAGUCCCAAGUAGUUAUGGGAUACUGAUUCCCAGAGGCUUCCCAUAUAUUCGCGUCGCUUUUGGCCUUUCAAAUUUGAGAGACAAAUAAAAGUUGGGAAUCGAGGAGUUGUUCGUAGUAA